AUGGUGCAACUUGGCACACCAGCGAGCGAUUUACGAAAACAGAUCACUUCAACUUUUCCUGGGGGUAUGACUGCUGCUCAGCUGGAAGAAGCAGUACAUAUAACUCCGCAAAUUACUAGAUUUAAUCACUCAAGAAGACGUCUCCAGGCGCCAAGAACUCCCGAUUCUCACGUUUCGAAGGAUGCAUUCAAUGUUGGUGGUAAUAAAACAGCAACGGCUUCAAAGUCAACUCCGAUUGUGCAAUCACCGGAAUUCUCAGCUGGUGAAGAUUUGAGCGAUGAAAAUAGGGAAACAUCCGUGACUGUGCCGGCUGAUGAUGUUCAAAAGAGUAUCUUGAAACCCACUGACACUUUCGAUCCCCCUUCUCAUGAAGACAUUCCGCGCGCUAAGCAACGAGGUGGGACACUUCCAAGAAGAUUUCUAAGAACAAUCGCAAAAAGAAAGGAGAUGCGCAGGGAGAAACGCAAAGAGUCUAAACUCGCCGCUUCAUUUCCGGUGGAAGAAACAUUCAAUACAACGCCCCGUGAAGAAAAAGGUGAUGAGUAUGCGCGUCCGACUGCUUCUCAUGAAGCCAUUGGCGGGGCUGAAGUAGAUAUACUGGUCACAGGGCCUGAACCUCCCAGCAAUAAGAUGUUCGAUGACAGUCAAGAGUCAACAAGUCUUGAAGAAAUUAUCCGAACAGCUCCUCGCCUAUCCAAUUCACAAGCAUCGAAAGAUCCUGGGACCCAGGAUAUCAGUCUCUCAUUUGGACCUUCGCGGUUGGUUCGGAGAACUGGUAUGGACUCAGGCGAUGAUAACAGUGAUGAUGAUGAUGAUGAUGAUGAUGAAGAGCUUAGCAAUCUUGAGAUUGCGAUCCUUGACCUGGCUGACGGUGCUGGUUCAUCUAGGCCUAAACUUGGUCCAGACAACUCAAAUAAUGCCAUCGCUGAUCACAAGUCUCAAAAGGGUCACCAAAGCAGCCAGAAAGAAUGUAAGGAGAAGAAGGAGAAGAAGAGGCCUCGAAGGCUUCCGGUGAAUGAACUGUACCUGGUAUCAGAAAGGGUGCAAGAAACGAGCCAGGAGAAAGACGAUGAAAAUGAACAAUCUUCAGCUGACCUUCCAGAUGACCCUAUCUCGCAAGAUACCUUGGGUGCUCUACAAGUCAUAGACGCCGUUGGGCGGACAAAGCACGAAAGAAAAACACUUCAAACAUGGAACUAUGGGGCUUUUGGGAGAAUUGAUACAAGAGCAUAUCGGUUCCCAACGCCUCACAACGCAUCUCCUCAGGCGGAAGCAAAAGUUCCCCUGGAGGUAAGCCCGUCCCACUCGGAUGGCUUUGUGGGAUCUGAAGCAAAUUCCACUGGUCGAUUUAUGCCGAUGCCAAAGCAAAAGCGUAUCAGCGUCACCAUAUGGGGACUGACGACUCGCGUAGGACAGUUAGACUUGGUGUGUGAAAGAGGCCAUAAAUUGAUCGAUGAGCCAACUGGCCAAGCGGAGAACAAGAGAUCUCCAAACAAAAAAAUCGCUAUCAUUGCUCCUGUAUUAUUCGAGCUCGAGUCUCAAGCGGGCGAGACAGUCCAAAUUCGACAAACCGGUCAAGAGAACCAGAAGAUCCAUGAGGACCAUCAGGAUGAUCGAUAUAUGCCUGGAUAUCUCCCUGACAAUCAAAACACCCCAAAUGUAGAAUAUAGUUCUUCGCUAUCACAGUCUCUGAAAGUAUCCCGAAAAGUCACCUUCGAAGAGAGAGUGCAGGUUGCCCAGCGUGCAAGAACACCUUUAUUAGAUCCUCAAAAGUUUGGAGAAUUUCUCAACGCUAAGGAAAGACAUAAUUCUCUUGACUCUCGAAUUUGUCAGGAAAUCGCCAUGGUCCGCUUGAAGAGGUGUCACAGUGAAAGUAGCGAGGACGAUGGGUCAUCCGUAGAUGAAUCGGACCGAAGCGUUGUUAGCAUCUCGAGCGAUAGCGACGGGACAGAAGAGAGUGAGGAGAUCAGUGAAGACAACAAUGAAGAGAUGGAUGAAGGGCAGGAGAUUGCAGGAGAUUUCGAUGUCGAAACGGUCUCGGAGGGGCUCUUAGAUAGUGACACGACCAGUAUCUCCGAUGAAGAAGAAUCAAGCGAGGUCAGCGAGAAGAGUGAUGAAGAGAUAGAUGGAGAGGAUGAGGAAGACAGGGGAGAAUAUUUCAAUGUACAGGCGGUACUAAAGGAACAAGUCGAUAGCCAAAUUGGCGCGACUAGAAUAUCCUGUGAAGAUGACUUGAGCGAGGUCGGCGAACGGAGUAAAGAGGACGACAGCAGAAACGACAUGCAUAACUCCGAUGAAGGAGCUUUACAGAAUGAGCAAGUCGUUGUUGAAGGUGACGCGGUCAGAAUUUCCACCAUAGAAGAGUUAAGCCAGUGCAAAGAGAACUCUGCAGAACCAUUCGAGGAUUUAAUACCCGAUGAAUCUCAAAUCACAGAAGCUGAUACGAAUGGAGAGAAUGGCGACAGCCAACCGUCGCAGCUAUCCAUCAUCAUGAGUUGGAAAAACACCCAAACCAUACAGGAAGCUGAUAUAUGGAGACCCCGAAAACCUAGGUCUAGUAGUGUGAUGAACGAGACAGAAGAAGAUAUCGUCGAUAGUCCAAGUCCAGUCUUCGCAAUCGCCAAGCGAAGGAAAUCAAGUGGCCUUCAGGCACGUAGACGGGGAGUAUUCGGCAGCCGCCCUCUCGCCCUAACGAUAAGCAGGCCCUCUACUUCACCUAGCCCUGAGAUCGAAGAAAGUCAGAUUGUGGUACCCGAGAUUCCGGAAACACAAUUCAUCGCGACUCGCGAUGUCUCUCCUGAGCUUGGCGAAUCGCAAGCAUCCAAUAUGUCUAAUGAGCUCGAGGAUCCCAUAUCUAACGCACUGCUCCCUGGUGAUCACGAAGGGCUUUCGCCUCGUUUCUCGCAACUUUCGUUUGUCCCAGAUGAGAUUCCCGAGCAAACCUACUUUUGCCGAGCUUCUCAGCUACUGGAAGAAUACCAGACGCCAAAAUCUAGAAGUAAAUCAACUCCAGGUCGUUUCCACCCUGUGUACUCUCGUAUUGCGCUUCCCACUUCUGCCCAGCCAACCAUCGGAACUACUGCGAGUGAGGCCUUUGAAGCAAGGACAUCACCCAAAUUCUCACAACAGUCAUACCAACCCACGCCUAGGUCGGAAAAAAGUCUGAGUCGUCUUACACGACAGGCGAGCUUUGCCUUUGGGACUUUACCAGUCUCUGCUAGGAAGAGAACGAAAACUUUGCCAUUUGUUCCACCAUUCAAAAGACCAAAUUUGAGUGUUUAG
Molecule: messenger RNA, 3282 nt
Organism: Sclerotinia borealis F-4128
Lineage: Eukaryota; Fungi; Ascomycota; Leotiomycetes; Helotiales; Sclerotiniaceae
Source: the annotation of a GenBank genome assembly